Molecule: messenger RNA, 342 nt
Organism: Paracoccidioides lutzii Pb01
Product: calmodulin
Exons: 3
Coding region: 1-342 (113 amino acids)
Biological process (GO): spindle pole body organization
Cellular component (GO): central plaque of spindle pole body
Molecular function (GO): calcium ion binding; enzyme regulator activity
Source: RefSeq, a predicted model, not a curated record
AUGCGGUCUUUGGGACAAAAUCCUUCCGAAUCAGAGUUACAGGACAUGAUCAACGAGGUUGACGCAGAUAAUAACGGAACCAUCGACUUCCCAGAGUUCUUGACAAUGAUGGCACGAAAAAUGAAAGAUACGGAUUCCGAGGAAGAGAUUCGAGAAGCUUUCAAAGUUUUUGAUCGCGAUAACAAUGGGUUUAUCUCCGCUGCUGAGUUACGUCAUGUUAUGACUUCGAUCGGAGAGAAGUUGACAGAUGAUGAGGUUGAUGAGAUGAUCCGUGAGGCAGAUCAGGAUGGCGAUGGCCGAAUCGACUACAACGAGUUCGUUCAGCUUAUGAUGCAGAAAUAA